This is a messenger RNA of Exaiptasia diaphana, 1401 nucleotides long. RefSeq names its product sushi, von Willebrand factor type A, EGF and pentraxin domain-containing protein 1. The transcript is spliced from 4 exons. Lineage: Eukaryota; Metazoa; Cnidaria; Anthozoa; Actiniaria; Aiptasiidae. The record is from RefSeq and is a predicted model, not a curated record. Bases 123 to 1097 code for a protein of 324 amino acids.
CGAAGAAAACAUCUGUAUCUCCGCGCACCCAUGUGAUAUCUCCUAUAAAUUAUGUUAUAAAUUUUUGAAGAAGCAAUGAUGAAAGAAGACUUAAUUACAACGAACCAGCAGUGAGAAACAAAAUGAUAUCUUUGGUCCUUGCGUUGCUGCUUCCAUGGCAAUCUUUGUCAGAAAGUUGCCAAAGCUCUCCAUACGCGAUUCCAGGAUUCAAGAUUCAUGGUCACGUGAUCAAAACCGUUCCUUUAUCGACCAGAAGUCAAUGCGAGCAUCAGUGUGCUGCACAACAAGGCUGCAACAGYAUCAGUUUUCAUCAGAAUAAAGGAAAGUGCGAAUUGCAUGACGGUAACCACAUCUCAAAUCCUGAAAUCGUUCUUCCAAGUGAUGGAUACACCUACGUGAACUUUCCARCAAGGCCKCCAAAGAGAUGYAGUMGUAAGUYAUGCAGCUAUCCGUUAGCAUGUGUGCCGGAGGGCAACAGUUACAAAUGCGUCACUUGUGAAGGGGCAAAGGCAGAGCAAGUUUUGAAUUUCCCAAGGAAAUCUGCUCAAGAUUAUGCUUUUCUCGACGGUCCAUUUGCUCCGUUGAGCGCCUUCACACUUUCUCUAUGGGUUCAACUAGACAGCUCGGGUACAUCAUAUUCUGUGCUGCAUUAUGGUGCGACAACCAAUAUCUAUGCUACUAAUACCUACAUCGGUGUUAAUGUGAUUGACAAUGCACAAUCUCUCCAAAACAUUAACCUUGCUGACAGCAARUGGCAUCAUUWCUGCCUCACCUGGGAAAACACAGGUGGCAACAUCAAAUUCUACAUCGAUGGUGCAGUUAGAAUCGCAUUUACCGGAAAUCAAGGCCAAAUGCUUAGCAGUGGGUAUAUAGAACUUGGCUAUGGCCCUAGGACAGGAACCGGUACUCAAGAUUGGAAAGCUCUGAUGGGAAAUCUGACCAGCGUAAACAUAUGGAGUAAAGUGUUUUCUCCAGAAGAAGUGUCGGUACUUGCUUCAACAUGUCCUACAAGCGAGGGGGAUGUCGUCCAGUGGUCAACUUUGAAGACAAAGGGAGUUGGCAUGGCGAAGCUUGUGUGUUCCAGUUUUUGCAUGUAGAAUGUCAAGUGAAGUUGUUUCUUUCAAGGCAUCUGGAAUUAUUUCCACGUAAUAUCAAAGGAAAAGUCAAAUCUGUUAAUUAUAGUUCACUGCAAAURUGUUUUGAUCAGCUGURGAAAAUAGUUCACUAAARAAUUACAAGAAUGUAUAYGCAACAAUAGAAUAGGUUUCUUCAUAUUAAUAGACUAUAGAAAACAUGAACACAGUCACUGUUAAAAAAUGAUCUUUCUUAGAUAUACUUACUCUAUAAUAAAUCUAUUAGAAAAGGAGGACACCAUUUCGUGCAUUGACAAGGAAUAUUUGA